This is a messenger RNA of Daldinia caldariorum, 1429 nucleotides long. RefSeq lists its product as uncharacterized. Bases 223 to 1260 code for a protein of 345 amino acids. The record is from RefSeq and is a predicted model, not a curated record. NCBI's taxonomy places the organism in Eukaryota, Fungi, Ascomycota, Sordariomycetes, Xylariales, Hypoxylaceae. The transcript is spliced from 2 exons.
CCUGCCUAAUCAACCCAAACGCCUUUCGUAACAUCCCUCAACAUUCAUACCACAGUUUUCUCUGAUUCAUACAAAAGAUUUCAUACCGCAGUUUUCUCUAAUUCAGAUAAAAGAUCUCUUACCACUGCAUCCUACCGAUACCUAUUAAACCAAUUAUAUUUCAAUAGCUUUUGGCCGAAUAGGCAGCCUUCCUCAGAUCACCAACCUACACCAGUCGCCGAUAUGCCACCAAAGAAGGGGGUGUCUGAGCAGCAUCGGGAUAUACAACUCUCGAAGAAGGAAUUUAAGAAAAACCAACGAUCCAGUACAAUCACCGAUGAUCAAAUCGACGAGGCAGUGAAAGGUUACCAAUGUAAACCAGUGGAAGCAACUCAGAGACCGUACCAUGAAUGCACCCGACUUGGAGUCAACGAUAAAGAGAUGGUCGGAUCAGCUAAGGAUUCUUGGCAAUACUGGACAAACGUCCUGCGAAACCAUAAGCCAAGAUUUCCUGCCGAAUUUGACCAAAUAUGUCAAUUACUGACGACCAAAAUUCACAUGGGGGGUAAACCUACCAGUUCGGUAUUAUAUCAAAACGCAAGAGCAAAGCUUGUCGAAAUAGCCAAAAUCUGCCAAGAUUGCGACAAUCAAUUUGAUCCCGAAAAAUGCGCCGAAUUACACUACCCUACCUGCGCCGAGCUCGAAGCCCUUAGGAUAUACGGAGAUACUGCAGAGGGCUUUGGGACUUUUCCUACACCAAUUGCGGAUCUCUUGAAAAAAACCGAUCUUGUUUGGUCGCUCCAGUGGGGCGACCAACAACAGCCAACACGAGGAUUUUGGGGGGAUUAUGUGCAAAGCUGCAUGCAGCCCAAAAGACCAGCGGCUACUGAUGAGGGUAGCCUUUCGAAGAGGGCAAGGCUUUCGGGUCCGGAAGUCCCUAACGCAGAGGGGCUUGAGGAAAGGGAUUUGGAUUCGCAGAAUGCUCUUACAGCUAUUCAAUCAGCCAAGGAGGAAAUCAUCUCCGAGAUGAAAAAGGAGAUGGGGGAGAUGAAAAAAGAGACGAGAGAGAUGAAAAAGGAAGCAUUGGAAGAAAUGCGAUCCUCAAAAAAGGAGGUAAUAGAAGAAAUUACCUCUUUAAACAACAACGUUUAUGGUUCGAUCCAAAACGAUAAAUUGAAGAAGCAUAAUGAGAACGCUUCUUCUAAUGAAGAUGAUGACUCUGAUGAUACGUCAGACAUCGUAUUGUCAUUGGUGGGACCUACAUUAGGGUUCACUAAUUAGUACUCAACAAAAGGUACUAUCGGGAUAAAUAUUAACUACGGAUAUAUCCUGACCCGACGGCUGCCUCGUAAGAGGCCAUCUACAGUCAUGUAACUAGCUUAGAUGGUGACUAUCCACCAGGGAUAUAUACAACGUACGUAGCCGUACGUUAUAUCCCUCCUUUCGUAAC